CGAGGGAGGCUGUAGAGGCGGGCCCCCAACCCUGCGCUGCGGCCGCGGCGACGCCGAGGACCGUGACGGUGAGCCCCGCGCCGCCCGCCCGCCUGCCUUGCUCUCCUCUCCCUCCUGGAGUCGCCCGCACCGGCUUUCUCCGACCAGCCUGUGCGCCCGGAACAGUGGCAACACCAUGGCGCGGUUCCUGAGACUCUGCACUUGGCUGUUGGCGCUCGGCCCCGGGCUCCUGGCGACCGUGCGGGCGGAAUGCAGCCAGGACUGCGCGACCUGCAUCUACCGCCUGGCGCGCCCGACCGAUCUCAACCCGCUGGCUUGCACACUGGAAUGUGAGGGGAAACUGCCUUCUCUCAAGACCUGGGAAACCUGCAAGGAGCUUCUGCAGCUGUCCAAGCUGGAGCUCCCUCCAGACGGCAACAGUGCCCUCGGCAAACAGGAGGACCACCGCUUGCUCGCCAAGAAGUACGGGGGCUUCAUGAAGAGGUAUGGAGGCUUCAUGAAGAAGAUGGAUGAGCUGUACCCCCUGGAGCCGGACGAAGAGGCAAACGGAGGUGAAAUCCUUGGCAAGAGAUACGGGGGCUUCAUGAAGAAGGAUACGGAGGAAGACGACUCCAUAGGCAAUCCCUCCGACCUGCUGCUGGGAGAGGGGAACCAGCGAGAAGGGGCUCCCCACCAGGAGGGCAGGGAUGACGCAGACGUGAGCAAGAGAUACGGGGGCUUCAUGCGAGGCUUAAAGAGAAGCCCCCAGCUGGAAGACGAAGCCAAAGAGCUGCAGAAGCGGUACGGCGGCUUCAUGAGAAGAGUGGGUCGCCCGGAGUGGUGGACGGACUACCAGAAAAGGUAUGGCGGCUUCCUCAAGCGCUUUGCAGAUUCCCUGCCCUCCGACGAAGAAGGUGAAAGUUACUCGAAGGAAGUUCCCGAAAUGGAGAAAAGAUAUGGAGGAUUUAUGAGAUUUUAAUCCCCUUUCCCAUCAGUGAGCCCAGGCCCCAGCAAGCCUUCCUCCACCCCCCCGUGAGAGACUGCUUCGCCGGUCGUGUUGUAUUGUCCUGUGUUGCUUGCAUUAUACAGUUGACUUGAUUGUCUGGAUAACUUAACUGUACAACCUGCAAGCUGUCAUUCCAGGUCCUGUGUUCUUUUGAGAAUCCUUAAGCCUUUCAGUAUUGGUCUCUUGCAGCUGUCUUGUUUACAUGCUCAAAUCGUUUUUGGUAUUACCUUGUCCUUUAUUUUUGACAAAACGCCAAUAAAUGCAUACUUGUAUGUAGAUAUAAUAAACCCAUCACCCCAACCGCA
Molecule: messenger RNA, 1290 nt
Organism: Aethalodelphis obliquidens (Pacific white-sided dolphin)
Lineage: Eukaryota; Metazoa; Chordata; Mammalia; Artiodactyla; Delphinidae
Gene: PENK
Product: proenkephalin
Exons: 3
Coding region: 176-958 (260 amino acids)
Biological process (GO): chemical synaptic transmission; neuropeptide signaling pathway; sensory perception
Cellular component (GO): plasma membrane; dendrite; axon terminus
Molecular function (GO): opioid receptor binding
Source: RefSeq, a predicted model, not a curated record